UCCCAAGCGCAAGCGUGACGACACAGAGAAGGCGCGCCAGUGGCCAAGUACAUGCCAAGAGGCAAAGUACACGGAAAAGGAAACUGGAAGGUCGAUAUACUGUGCGCAAUCCCUGCGCAUCUCAAGAGCAGCGAACGACUCCCGGUCCGCUCACCGGUACCGACCAAUGACACGCAACGACUUGAGGAGUUCCCGAUCCCGGCCGGUUCCACGAUAGGCUGAGAGGUGAGAACCACAUCAGGCAAACUGCCAUCGGAUCGAACUGUGCGUAACUCCCUGCCCAGACUUUGUUGGUGGCUUCUGUCCGUAUGUGGACGGUAUGCUAAGGGAUCGUGUGUAGCUCAUUCAUUCAAACCAGCCCCUUGCCACGCCUCCGUCGCCUAGAGGAGAGCUCGCGCGAGCCUGCCGAGGCAAACAUCAGAGCCGCUGUCUGUGACUCCCUCCAGUGUGGUACACUGAGCUCCCUGCACGGGCUCAAUGUCAGUCAUCUGUGCGAACAUCGGCUCCGGGUCCACAUCCCAGUCCUAAGCUCUCGCCCGGCCCGUUGCCUCCUUAACCAGAGCGCACCGCCCCGUAGCGCCGACCGCGUCCCGAUGGCCGACUCACCCCGCUCGUCGUGGGACGGCGAGGCGGCCGCCGUCAAGCGGCUGGACGCGCCCUUCCGUCUGCGCAUGAAGGGCGACGGCGCGUUCCGGCCCGAUCGGCGGCGUCGCGACAUCAUCCAGCAGGAGGGCAUCACGCUCUUCGAAACCAUCGCCGAGGGCAGCUUCAGCAAGAUCCACCGCGCCUUCUUCAAGCGAGAGCACAAGGAGGUGGUGGUGAAGGUGAUCCCGAAGCGUCGCGCGCCGCCCGAGUACUACGAGCGCUUCCUGCCGCGCGAGAUCGCCACGCUGCGGCUGACGCAGGAGCACCCGCUGGUGGUGGACCUGUACGCGGCGCUGGAGGGCCCGGCCGCCUACUACCUGGUGAUGGAGCACUGCGAGCGCGGCGACCUGCUCGACUACGUCAACAAGAUGGGCUUCCUGGCCGAGGUGGAGGCGCGCGCCUUCUUCCGGCAGAUGGUGGACGCCGUGCAGUACCUGCACCACAUGGGCAUCAUCCACCGCGACAUCAAGCUGGAGAACAUGCUGCUCAACGCAGACUACGAAAUCCGCAUCGCCGACUUCGGCUUCGCGCGCUUUCACGGCGAGCGGCUGUCGGAGACCAAGUGCGGCUCAUUCGUCUACACGGCGCCGGAGAUCUUCCUCGGCCAUCCGUACAACGGGCUGCGCGCCGACAUGUGGUCGCUGGGCGUGUGCCUGUACGCCAUGGUGUGCGGCCGGCUGCCGCUGGCGCAGACACGCGCCGACCUGCGCGACCCGCACGCCCUGCUGACGGCCGCGCACCGCAAGCUGCACUUCACCAAGCAGGUGACGUCCGGCUGUCGCCAGGUGACGCGCCAGCUGAUGAGCACGGCGCCCCAGCAGCGGCCCACCGCCACCGAGCUGAAGCGCUGCCAGUGGAUGGGCCAGCCGCUGCACACGCACGGCGCCGGCCAGCGUCAGGCGCUGCAGCGCAAGACCUCCUCCUCGAUGGUGAUGCUCAGCUCGGAGGUGGUGAUGAAGGCGGCGCAGAGUCGCUCCGCCCUCACCCUGCAAUCCGACAUGCGGAUGCUGAAGCACUCGACGGCCGGCCAGGCGGCACGCGCCGCCAAGCAGGACGCCCGCUCCGCCAAGAAGAAGGGCUCGGCCAAGUACACGUCGGCCAAGAUGCGGUGGAAGGCUGCCGUACUGGCCAUGAAGCGGCAGCGCUUCAACCGCUGGCGCGACCUCUGCCAGAAGCUGGGCAAGAUGCCGCACAUGCGAAUCGAAGACGCAGAGCAGGAGCUGGACAUGGAGCAGAACUUCGACUUCAGUCAGUUCUAG
Messenger RNA from Pollicipes pollicipes, 1904 nucleotides. Its product is annotated as testis-specific serine/threonine-protein kinase 3-like. The record is from RefSeq and is a predicted model, not a curated record. Gene Ontology annotation, cellular component: cytoplasm. Lineage: Eukaryota; Metazoa; Arthropoda; Thecostraca; Pollicipedomorpha; Pollicipedidae. Bases 594 to 1904 code for a protein of 436 amino acids. The transcript has 2 exons. Gene Ontology annotation, molecular function: ATP binding; tau-protein kinase activity. Gene Ontology annotation, biological process: microtubule cytoskeleton organization; protein phosphorylation; intracellular signal transduction.